GCACAGCAACUUGGGGUGGGCUGAGCAGCAAACUGCUGCCCCAUGAGGUGCACAGCCCCGAGCCCAGGCUCCUCCUGCAGUGCCUGGGCCUGAUUCAUAUUGGCCCUCAUUGUUAUCUCUCCUGUUCACAUGUUUUUUUUUUUUCCUCUUUGUUAGCCUGCUUUCCUUCCUUGUUUUUAAAGAAUAGCUUAUCUGUGUGCCCCAGAAGGGUGUGACUUGGGGAGAUCACAGCAAGCUGAAGUUCAGCAGCUGACUGCAGGAACACACGCUGAGGUUUUCACACACGGCGAGCACCCGGAGAUAUAUGAGAUGUGUGCAAUUGGGAGAGCGACUGCACUCCUGCUUCAGCCCCCCAGCACCCUGCUCAAGGACAGUCACUGCACCACAACAGCGCCUCAGCGCAUGUGCUGUGUGCACCUGGUGACCAGCUCUGGGUCACAUUGCUGGGCCAGAACGUGCAUCUGAGCUCUGAUAUGACGUGAGCAAACCAGAGCUGGUCCCAUCACACCGUGGCACGCUUUCCUGCCUCGUGUGCGUGUGUGCAACCCUGUCACCUCAUUGGGUUGUUGCAAAGCUUCUGAGUGAUCAAGUUCUUUUUCUACCUCAGAGUGCAGUGCCUGUGCUGCUGCCACUCCGAACACUGCAGGAGGAAACUGGUUUUCGGUUUGGUUUUGUUUGUUGAAGAGGAGCUUUAUGAUGGGUGACAGAGCAGAGCCUCUGAUGACUGUGCAUCUUCUGGCCAACUCAGGAUACUCGGCGUUCCUGCAGCAAGCUCUGGAUCGUCUCAUGGAUUGGAUCUGCCCAGAUGUUCCACUUUUCUUUGUGUCCGAGCGAGCUGCUCCACUGAAAUACUACGAGAGGUAUCGCAGGAGGAACUGCGGCUUUCCUGGGAUAUCUGUCCUCCUUUUUCUGCAUGAGGACCUGGGAGAAGAGCGGAUCCUCCAGAUCCAGGAUCUCCUCCAGCGCCCACCCUGGCACCACCAGUGUGUCCCUACCACCUGGGCACGAAGCCCUCCCCACACACCAGCUCUGCAGGACUUUUAUGGCUUGGAUGACCAGAUGCCGGUGUGGGGCAUCCGGCGGGUGGGCUGCAGCCCCGAAAUCCUGCGUGUGACCCUCUACUUCAGCUUUGAUAACUACGACGAUGCAGUGGGGCUGUACGAGAUGAUCCUACGGAAAGAAGCAACCACACGGAAAAGCAAUUUCUGUGUCUUCAUGCUCUAUGCCACUAAAGCUAUUGCGGUCCAGCUCUGCCUGAAGCAGCUGCCCAUUGGGAUGGCUGCUGAGCCCAAGGAGUCGUCGCUUUUGCAGUUCAAGGUGCAAGAAAUGGGGCAGCUGGUGCCUCUCCUGCCCAAUCCAUGCGUUCCUAUCAGCAGCACCAGGUGGCAAACACAGGACUACGAAGGAAAUAAAAUUCUGCUUCAGGUGCAGGACAGCUCCAAGCAGAGGGAAACAAGCUCUGUGCUUCCCAACCGGCGCAGUGCUGUUGCUGUGGAUGGACUGCUGCACAGCCCUAUUGCAGCCCCUCUCCCCACUCUGUGCAGCGCUGAGCAGGGAGGCCAGCAGGGCUGGGCCCUGAGGGGCAGGGUGACACCCGUGCCAGGCCAUGCCCUCCCCAUGCAGCAGCCCAAUGGGAGCCUCUCUGGCUCUUCUCGGGGCACCACGAUGCUCUCCCGCCAUGUGCCCAUGAGCAGCAGGCAGCAGAAGGGCUGGCCAUGCCGGCCAGCAGCAGAAACCAACGUGGACACGGGGCUGGCUGUGGGCAGAACUGUGGGCUGUCACUGCUCACUGCAGCACAACCUUGUGCAGCCAUGGGUGCUGAGUACGGCCUGCACCGCCUCGCACUGUGCACAGCCACCAUCUGCUGUGGCCAACAGGAGGAAAGCAGCGGGACACGGGGCUCCAGGCUCCCGUGUGCAAACACGGAGAGACAGCCCUGGGACCAGGCCUGAGGAGGAAGAGGAGUUCUUCAUAUGACUGGAAACAAGCACAUGGCAGGCUCCUCAUUUGAGUGCUAUCAACGUGAUUUUGUCUGCAAGCACAGCAGCUGGGCUGUGUGUGGGGCGAUGGAAACCUUGAGUGGGUCUGAAACAACAGAAGAUGUGAGGCUGUGGGAUCAAAGGACCUGCUGAAGAGCAAACAGGGCAGGAGAAAGAAAUGAAGCCAUGCAGGAUGCAAGGAUGUUGAAAUGAUGUGAGCUGCUGCUGGUGGGGUGCAGGCAGCACGUGAUUUGUGAUCUGCUUAUUUCACUGGAUGCUUAACAAAGAAACUCAAACUUUACACCCGCGUUUUCCUAUGAUCUAUAAAGGUAGUGCUUUCCAGAGAGGUUUGGUGAGCUGGGAGGGCAGUGUAGCAGAGCACAGUGACUGUGCUGCAGCAGUGGACGAGGAGAACGGGUGUGGAAGCCUGGGGUCAUCAGUCUGGUUGUGGGAGUGGGAUUCCUGGGACGAGUGGCUUUAAACAGGCACUUUAAUAUGACCGAGUCGUGGAGGGAUGGGAGCACUGCUCUGGGUGUGGGCAUGAAGGCAUGGGGCUCUGUGGGGCCAGCACCACAGCACUGGCAGGCAACAGGCAAUGCCAUCCCUGGCUCGUUCUGCUGUAGACUGUGCCCUCCUGCUGAGCGAGCGGCUGGUGAGCUUGGCUCCUUUGGGAAGGCAGCCCUGAGUGCACUGCUCUGCCCUCAGUUUUGUGCCAAAUCGCCAGUUGGUGCCUCUACAGACUCAGGAACCGCGGAGUCGUGGCACUGAGGGACACGGUGGGGACGGACUGACAAUCGGACUGGAUGCUCUUAGUAGACUUUUCCAACCUUAAUGAUUCUAUGACUCUAAGAACGCUCUAAGCUGCUGGUGCGGGGCUGCAGCUCCUCCUGGUGCCCACCCGCAGCCCUGCAGCGCUCCCGACCCGGCCCCUUCCCUGGCUGCUCUGUUCGCCUCCGUGCCCGCUCCAUCCGCCCGGUACGCAGCAGUAAAAGAGACAAUAAUAACAAA
Coturnix japonica (Japanese quail) is the source of this 2987-nucleotide messenger RNA. RefSeq names its product family with sequence similarity 124 member B (gene FAM124B). Gene Ontology annotation, cellular component: nucleoplasm. The record is from RefSeq and is a predicted model, not a curated record. NCBI's taxonomy places the organism in Eukaryota, Metazoa, Chordata, Aves, Galliformes, Phasianidae.